AUGCCAACACCCCAGUAUAACUCUCUUGCAGUAUGUUGAUGAUCUCUUAAUAGCGGCAAAAUCCCCAGAGGCCUGCAUCCAAGGAACAAAAGACCUCCUAAAAACCUUGGGAAACUUAGGUUAUCGAGCCUCAGCUAAAAAGGCCCAGAUCUGCAGGCCAGAGGUAACCUACUUGGGGUUCUACUUAGAGGGGGACAGCGUUGGCUAACAAACGCUCGGAAAGAAACUGUCCUACAGAUCCCCAGACUGCAGUCAACACGACAGGUAAGAGAGUUCCUGGGAUCUGCAGGGUUCUGCAGACUCUGGAUACCUGGCUUUGCUGAAUUGGCAAAACCCCUCUAUCAGGCUACCAAAGAACAGCAGCCCUUCAAUUGGACUGAAGAGGCUGAGCAAGCUUUCCAGCAAAUCAAAACUGCUCUGCUCUCGGCCCCCGCGCUGGGUCUUCCGGAUGUCUCUAAGCCUUUCCACUUAUACGUGGACGAAAGCCGGGGCAUAGCGAAAGCAGUAUUAACUCAAAAUUUAGGUCCCUGGCGCAGACCAGUUGCAUACCUCUCAAAGAGACUGGACCCGGUAGCUGCAGGAUGGCCUCCUUGCCUCCGGAUGAUUGCUGCAACGGCCCUGAUGGUCAAAGAUGCUAACAAACUGGCUAUGGGCCAAGAAUUACAAGUCACCACCCCCCAUGCUGUCGAAGGCAUCCUCCGACAACCCCCUGACCGAUGGCUCAGCAAUGCUCGGCUUACCCAUUACCAAGAGCUGUUGCUAAACCCCCUCAGAAUAAUAUUUAAGCCCCCGACAACCCUAAACCCAGCAUCGUUGCUGCCAGACCCAGACUUAAGUAAGCCGCUCCACAACUGUGCUGAAAUACUAGCCCAGGUGCAGGGAGUCAGAGAAGACCUCCAGGACCGACCGCUGCCAGAUGCAGAUCUCACCUGGUUCACUGACGGAAGCAGCUUUGUUCACCAAGGACAGAGGUAUGUGGGGGCAGCGGUAACCUCAGAGACUGAGAUAGUUUGGGCUGAGCCUUUACCUCCAGGAACAUCGGCUCAAAAGGCUGAGUUAAUAGACUUGGCACAAGCCCUGAAACUAGGCAAAGACCGUAAACUGACAGUAUAUACUGACAGCCGGUACGCAUUUGCCACCGCCCACAUACAUGGGGCUAUAUACAGAGAGAGGGGGCUUCUCACAGCUGAAGGAAAAGACAUUAAAAAUAAAGAAGAAAUCUUAAAUCUUCUGACUGCCCUUUGGGAACCCAGAAAGCUGGCCAUUGUCCACUGUCCGGGACAUCAAAAGGCCACUAACCCAGUCACUCGAGGAAACAACCUGGUUGACCAGACUGCAAAAGAAGUGGCUAAAACCACCCCCCAGCUACUGACCCUCCAGCUGCCUGAUCCCGGGCCCAGAGAGUUGCCCUUUCACCCAGAAUACUCAGAAGAAGACCUCCAGUGGAUAAGUAAACUCCCCGGAACACAGGUCAGUAAUCAGUGGUGGAAAGAUUCUAACAACAAUACCAUUCUUCCGGACAGGUUGGGGCAGCGAGUAAUAGCACAAAUCCACCGAAGCACUCAUCUGGGCCCGCGGCGGAUGUUAGAUUUGAUUCAACACACUGGACUAAAAAUUAAAAACGCCCCUAAGAAAAUAGACGCCACGGUUAAAAACUGUGUAGUAUGUCAACUGAAUAACGCUAGUCACGGGACCCAGACCUUGGGAAAAAGACAAAGGGGAGAUAGACCUGGUAUAUAUUGGGAAAUUGACUUCACUGAAAUAAAGCCAGGAAAAUAUGGAUACAAAUAUUUGCUGGUUUUUAUAGAUGCAUUUUCAGGAUGGGCAGAAGCUUUCCCGACAAAGAAAGAAACUGCACAGAUUGUAGCUAAAAAGAUUCUAGAAGAAAUCCUGCCCAGAUACGGCUUUCCAGUCAUGAUAGGGUCGGAUAAUGGGCCGGCCUUCACCGCAAAGCCCUACAGAGAGUUCAUGAGGAAGUCUGGCCCAAGCUAAAAGAACUAUGUGAAGCUGGGCCUCCACCCAUUCCACAUUAGUACAAACCGGGAGACUGGGUCCUCGUCAAACGCCACCGACAAGAAACCCUAGAGCCCCGGUGGAAAGGACCAUUCCAGGUGAUCCUGACUACGCCUACGGCCCUCAAAGUGGAAAGCAUCGCCGCCUGGAUUCAUCACACCCACGCCAAGCCUAUAGACCCGCUCUCGGACCUUGUUAUGUCCUCGACGGGAGAGACAACAACCUGGACAGUUGACCGGACCAAAGAAAACCCUCUAAAACUUGUUCUACGCUGUCAGCAACCUAAACUGUAACUAUGACACCUACCUCCUUUAUAACUCUUCUACUCUUAUGGAUCCCCUGUGGGGAGACCCAGGCAAACCCGGCAACAUCCCCUUUCGCUUGGCGUUUUUUCCUGACGGAGAACUGGACCAAUUAUGCUCAGACAGAACAAAAGGGCUAUGUAUUAGGCACUGCUGACUGUCCCCCUGGGAGUUGUAGCACUCCCAUCUAUCUAAAUUUCACUGAUUUUGUACACCAGCCAAAAAAGGCGGCACCCGCAAUUUGUUUUCUCUUUGACCAAUCACUCUCUUAUUGUAAUAACUCAUGGGUAGAACAAAGUGUCGGCUGUCCAUAUAGGUCCCGCAAAAUCCACACUGUUAAAAUCCUAAAAACUUCUGAGUCCCUGUCCAGUCAAACGUGGUGGUCACACAAUUUUUUUAAAACUACAUCAGGCUACACCUGGGUUAUCUGGGACCCCUGGGACUCCCGCUGGACUUCCCAGCAAAAAGGGGCCCAUGUACUUGACUUCAGGAACUACCUGGCCUAGUAGCCGUCUUUUUCUCUGGCGUUCCCUUGUUCAGAUCCAGACCACCCUACACGCGGCUAUACAGAACCAGGAAAAGGAAUUAAAUGUCCAGCUUUCAACUUUAACUCCUACCCGCCCCUUUUCCUGGUUAUCCCUAUUAAGAGAAGGGUUAGAGAUCGCAAACGCCACUGGCCUAGGCAAUCUCUCCGCCUGCUUUUUCUGCGCGGCUCUAGGGUGACCGCUGUUAACCGCAGUUCCACUUCCAGGCCGGUCUAACGCUUCUCUCAGCCUAAGCCCUAACAAUAGCCACAUACAACCCCCGAUCCCUGACGUCCCCUUGUUCCUAAACCCUGGACAGACACAAGUCUCCUUUUGUUAUUCCAAUGCCAGCACUACCCUCUGUAAUACAACUUCCACUCCCAACUCAACCCUCUUUGCCGCCCCCCCGCCCCCCGGUUCUUUCUUCUGGUGCAAUGGUACCGUAUAUAAGAACCUUUCCACUAAGGCCACUAUAACCCUACUGUGUCUCCCUGUCACGCUAGUCCCCCAACUAACCUUGCGCACCCCUGCAGAAUUUUCCAGGUGGGACUCCGCCCCUUUCCCUAGACCAAAACAAGCCAUAUUCCUCCCCUUAGUAGCCGGAGUCUCACUCACCACGUCCUUAGUUGCUGCAGGACUAGCCGGAGGAGCUUUAGGUCACUCCCUAUCAGCACUGCAAAACUCUCUCACCAAUUCUCCAUAGCUAUGGAAGCUUCCGCCGAAUCCCUUGCCUCAUUAUAGAGACAAUUGACUUCCCUUGCCCAAGUUACUUUACAAAACCGCGGUGCACUAGACCUGUUAACGGCCGAGAAAGGAGGGACCUGUCUUUUCCUCAGAGAAGACUGUUGUUUCUACAUAAAUGAAUCUGGACUCGUAGAAACGCGAGUCCAACAGCUACAUAAACUUAGCCUAGAAUUGCAGAAACAACAAUUCACCUCUGCUGCCAACAGCUGGUGGAAUUCCUCCAUGUACUCCCUUCUAGUGCCCCUCAUAGGACCAUUCAUAAGUAUACUUCUCUUACUCACUAUAGGACCAUGUAUAAUAAACAGAUUAACAAACUUUAUAAAAGAAAGACUCAACACUGUCCAGCUUAUGGUCCUGAGAGCCCAGUACCAACCUGUACUCACCGAGACUUCCGAGUCAGACACAUAAGACCCAAGAUUGGCUCUCCAGGUACUAGAGAGAGGGGGAAAUGAGAAGUGGAAAAAUACUGAAUAUCAGAGGUCAGAAAAAGUCAGGAAAUGCAAAACAACAAAGUUAUCUGGAAAGUCCCUA
This is a messenger RNA of Rhinopithecus roxellana (golden snub-nosed monkey), 4114 nucleotides long. RefSeq lists its product as uncharacterized. Gene Ontology annotation, molecular function: RNA-DNA hybrid ribonuclease activity; RNA stem-loop binding. The transcript is spliced from 2 exons. Gene Ontology annotation, biological process: DNA integration. Lineage: Eukaryota; Metazoa; Chordata; Mammalia; Primates; Cercopithecidae. Bases 601 to 1992 code for a protein of 463 amino acids. The record is from RefSeq and is a predicted model, not a curated record.